UGUAACACUAAGGACCUUGCUGAACUUGGGCCAUGUUUGGCACUGGGCAUUUGGUGUCUCCUCUGUCUUCUGCAGUCUUCCACUCUUCGGCUGCACACUUCUUCCCAGCGUUUCCUAGCAGGUUGACCUCUCCGCAGAUCUUCAUCCCCGGGCCUCUGCUCAGCUACGAGCUCCUGCGCAGUUACCUGCAGCCCGAGCCCUGCAAACAGGCUCUGCUAUUGGCUGCUCAGUCCACAGGACAACAUGCUGAGAAUAUCGAUGAACCCCGGCCAGUGAAGCAGCGGCGAGCUCGGGCCAACUACAGCAGCUGGCAGCUGGAGGAGCUGGAGAAGGCCUUCGAGAGCACACACUACCCAGACGUCUUCAUGAGAGAAGCCCUGGCCCUCAGACUGGACCUCAUAGAGGCCAGAGUGCAGGUGUGGUUCCAAAACCGCAGGGCUAAAAUGCGCAGACAGAUGAAGCUCCAGAGCCAGGCAGGGGAGCAGUGCGGCCGGCGCGACAGUGACGACAGACAGGUGGAGUCGUCGGGCAGGAGCACAGCUCCAGAUUCCCACAGCAUCAGCAGCAGCAGCCCAGGUUGGGACAGGAAACAGGAGAGAGAAAGCCCCAAUUGGUCCAAACCGUCCUCAUCAGCUCUCCACAGCCCCGUGAGCGACAUGCUUCAGCGGCCGAGAGAUCAGGAGGGGUCAGAGGCGCCCAGUCCGGAGGACUUCCGCUGCUGUAGCAUUGCCAAACUGAGGGCGAAGGCCAGGGACUAUGAGGCAGAGAUCCACAGCACUGUGGCCAAGGCCAGCAGAGAGCGGCAGAUGAAGACACAGGUAUCUGCCGCAGGCCUGGACAGAGACUGAAACAGAUGCGGCCAUUAAACAUUACCUCAGCAUCACACAGGACACAUUAGAAAUCCCAUUCAAUUUAUUAUUUAUUAUUAUGCACAAUUAAACAAGCAAUGAGGUUAAACAAUGUGACUAAGAGCAGCAAAAUACAAAUUUCUUCACUGUAUUCACCUUUUUCCUCAGUGUGGAAGUAAGCUUAUGCGUAAGACUUCGGUUCUUUAGCCGCUAUAGGGAAAUAACGAGAUGAAAAACAGCAUGCAGUAAAUGGUAAAACUGUUUGUGCUACAAACCAGUGUGUUCAUAAUUAAGAUAAUACACUAAAAUAACACCAAUUUGCAAUAUCAAGCAGCUAAACAAGCUGUUUUGUACAGCUAAAAAUAGCUGGACAUGGAUGAGACCGGAAGCCAGACAAAUAAAAUUUACACAUGGCCGCGCCAACUCAGAAGAAAAAGGUGGAUAAUGUUUUUUAGGGGUGCAAUGAUGAAUCAAAUGCAUCGCGAUUCUCUCUUGAAUUGAUUCUAAGCUAUUUUUAACAGGACAUGGCACUGCAUGCUUUAAAAACAGCCGUAAGUUACUCUGUUUGCGUCCAGUUCCUUAUACACACCACUUGAACGUAAAAUAAUCGUUCAUAAAGUUUGAUAAGGUUGAUGCGAGUUACAAAAGUGUUCACAGUGGGCUGUGUUUACAUUAAUCUCAUGUCAUAAAAGCAUAAAAGCCGAGAAGCAAGUAUAUUUGUGACCCUGGACCACAAAACCAAUCAUAAGUUUAAAUUUCUCAAAAUUGAGAUUUACACAUCUGAAAGCUGAAUAAAUAAGAUUUCUGUUGAUGUACGGUUUGUUAGAAAAGGGCAAUAUUUUGGAGAUACACCUAUUUGAAAAUCUGAAAUCUGCGGGUGCAAAAAAAUCAAAAUACUGGGACAGUCGCCUUUAAAUUGUCCAAAUG
Molecule: messenger RNA, 1775 nt
Organism: Labeo rohita (rohu)
Lineage: Eukaryota; Metazoa; Chordata; Actinopteri; Cypriniformes; Cyprinidae
Product: paired mesoderm homeobox protein 1
Exons: 3
Coding region: 33-848 (271 amino acids)
Biological process (GO): regulation of transcription by RNA polymerase II
Molecular function (GO): RNA polymerase II transcription regulatory region sequence-specific DNA binding; DNA-binding transcription factor activity, RNA polymerase II-specific
Source: RefSeq, a predicted model, not a curated record